Messenger RNA from Tilletiaria anomala UBC 951, 1220 nucleotides. RefSeq names its product DnaJ-domain-containing protein. The record is from RefSeq and is a predicted model, not a curated record. The transcript is spliced from 2 exons. The coding region runs from base 144 to 1166 and encodes 340 amino acids. NCBI's taxonomy places the organism in Eukaryota, Fungi, Basidiomycota, Exobasidiomycetes, Georgefischeriales, Tilletiariaceae.
CGGCACACGAGAGAGUCACUCCGAAGCCGAUGUGUCGAAUGAGUGCCGUAAUUCAUGCACAUGAAGGGUGGAGAAGAGUCUGUUCAACGUUGCGACACCGGAGCUUAGACAAUAAUCCUUGAGCGAAGCGGACAGCAAAAAUCAUGUCAGGCGCACCUCCUCCAGGCCCACCUCCGGGUCCACCCCCCCAGCCGCCUGUGCGACCUACAUUGACGUCGCCCCCUCGACUACCAUUGGCGGCAUCACCACCACCACCACCAUCACCACCGACAGAAGCUUCACUUCCAUUUCUUCCACCGCCCCCUCCUCCAGCUGAUGAUCGCGCCAGUGCCGUGCCCCCGCCACCUCAUUCUCCUCCACCACCUCCCCCCACUGCCCACGAGCAAGCACGAACAGCCGGUCCGAUCGCCCCACAAGACCCUAACACUGCCACUUCAAUACCGAAAGGAGCGUCAUUACCACAAUCAGCGUCUUCAACAGUGUCUACUGCUCAAGCGGACGAGAGCAAUGCAAGCGCCCUGCCGGAGGAUCCAGCUGAGAUGGAGAGGUUUCUAGCGCGUGAACGCAAUUCAUUCUGGCAAGAACUGGAAAUCGAACGUGUGCUAGCGGCCUUCAAGCUGAAUCCUUAUGAGAUUAUGGACGUUGCUAUGGAAGCAGAUGACAAAGAGAUUACAAAAGCGUACAGACGGAAGAGUCUCCUCAUCCAUCCCGAUAAAGUAAAGCAUGCAGGCGCGGUGGAAGCGUUCGACUUGCUCAAGAAAGCGUCAACCGUUCUGCUUGAUGAAGCAAAGCGCAAGGCUCUCGACGAGACAGUCAUGGAAGCGCGAGUCCUUGUCCUGCGCGAUCUGUCCUUGCCAGCCGACAUUUCUACGGAAGAUGAGCGAAUAAGGAACCAAGUAGGGCAAGGUAAAUUUCAGGAAAUGGUCAGGGCCCGCACAAAGGACGUCAUGAUCGGCGAUGAGUUGAGACGGCGAAAAGCGGUACGCCUUCAACAUGCAGCUGAGGGCGCCGAGCAGCGCAAGAAGGAGGAAGCAGCCACCGAACGCAAGCGCAAAGCCGAGGAGGCUGAGCGGUGGGAAGAGACGCGCGAUGAGCGCGUGGCAGGGUGGCGGUCAUUUGUCAAGGGUGGGAAGAAGAAAAAGAAAGGCGAUAAUGUACUCGGCUGAUGCGCUCUGAGGGCACUCAAGGCGCAUACAUUUGCUCUUCGAUGCUUUGAGCAU